Molecule: messenger RNA, 498 nt
Organism: Neurospora tetrasperma FGSC 2508
Lineage: Eukaryota; Fungi; Ascomycota; Sordariomycetes; Sordariales; Sordariaceae
Exons: 1
Biological process (GO): attachment of spindle microtubules to kinetochore
Cellular component (GO): spindle microtubule; DASH complex
Source: RefSeq, a predicted model, not a curated record
CUCCAUUCCUCUCUCAACCUCCUCUCCUCUUCCCUCUCCCUCCUCGACUCGUCCACCUCCGACUUCCCCCGUCUCUCCUCCGUCCUCAAGACGGUUCGGCACUACGAGCUGAUCCCCCAACCGACUCUACAAGCCGCCGAAGCUUCAUUACGCGACGAAAUCGGCCCGUUCAUCGAGCUGCUGCUGGAGAGGGUGGACAAAGAGCUGGAGCGAAAAGGUAGGAGGGUGGAGACGCUCAAGGCCAGGUGUGAGCUCAAUGGCGGGAGACUGUCGAAUUACAAUCGAGAACAGAAAAGUGGUGCAGGAGGCGGCAUACAGAAGAAGGGUGGUGGUACUAAGGAGGCCGGAAGUGGAAGUGGGGGGAAGAAGCUCAAUGGGGAGGCUGCGCUAAGAGCCAAAGUGGUCAGGCAGCGGAAGGAGGCGCUCAAGUAUAGUGUCGAACGGUUGGAAAUGGAGGUGGCCCAGAAGGAGAGGGAGUUGAGGAUGAGGUUGGAGCAG